AGCUCAGGCUGCUGAUCAUCUCCGAGGUUCCGAUUAGCUCGCGUGUGCCCGUUUGGAGAACAUCCGGUUAGCAACUUCAGGCCUACCAGUCCGCUGGGUCCACAAAGCAGAACCGUGAGUCAUGGAACUCAUAUCACGCCGGCCGGGACAUGUUAUUGCGCCUCACUUUUCAGGUACAGCACACCUUUGGGGAGGAAUUGGGCAUCCAAGGGGCAGCAUCCGUGCGCAGGCGGAGCGGCAGCGGCGCGUCCCUAGGUAAUCGCGCUAUCACGCUUCCACGUGGGUCCGCCAGAGCAUCAACGUCAGUUCGUCCUGCGCCUGUAUCAGUCUUUCGACCAAUCCCCGAGGGACCCUACUCGGGCUUACGACGCCCCUUUGACCGCUCAUCAAGAUUUCGUCCGCCUCCGCAAAAUGAUGGUCACUGCAUCGCCGAUUGAGGUAGUUCGCUUACAGAAUAGUGGUCUGAUUUUCACGACUGUUGAUAGCCCUCAGUGACCAUGCGCAAACCACAGGUUCCAGCAGAAUGGGUCCUUCGCUGCCCAAUAGCCGUUUGCUGCAGCAUCGGCGCGAAACGAGAGGCUCGGGCGCUUUCCUCCGCUAAGCAGGCUUCCUUUCUCCGCAUCUCUCAGCCUGCAGCGGCGCAGUCGAACAACUCCAAUCGAAAAAAACAGCAGACUACCCUUGUAUAUGCUACAGGGAUCUCUCUCCGGACAUCCUCUCCGGACAUAUCCCACCUGGGCAUGCGACACUUUCCCUUUUACCACCAUGCAUGCGAACCCGACCCCCAUGAUUCCAACCGCGUCGCCGCAGGCCACCGCUUCUGGCAAACAACCCAGCAUUCUGGUCGACAGCAGGGUCCACACUUCCCGUUUUGUGGGGGUGCUUUCCGGCUGGCACAAAGUGCCGAAGCGAAUGGGCAGCUCCCGGAUCGCGAGUCAUGUCUCAAACGACUGCGCCGGCUGGGGCGCGUGCCUGGCGUGAGCCAAUCACGAUUGCGGGAGCUCGGCCGAGACGCCUUGCAGAGGCAGGCGGCUCUGGGAGUGGAAAGGCAGAGCAUGUUGCAAUCCUUUGAAGCCAUGGCGAGUUCUCCGACCGCGCGUCCUACCGCUGCUACCAGUACUUCCUACACCUUUCAUCACUGGCACUAUCCCAGCUCAAAGCAAUCCUUCCGGGUUUUGCCUAUUCGUAUUGAUUUCAACUUGCAGCAGACGUCCACACCGCAGAUCUUCACCAAUACGCCCUUUUCCCUCUUGCUCUCUUUAGUCACAGCAGGAAGGAGAACAAUUCAGUCGCGGGCUAUUCAACACAAAGAGUAUAUACAUUCGGUAUGGACCAGACAAAUAUGUACAACUGCUUCGACCCGAAGAAAAUAUAUACAAAUAAACGGCUAAUCCGCCACUUAACAGGAUACCCCUAACGUCUACCGAAACAGCUCAAUAGCAUCCAAAAUGACAUUCGGCUGCAGAUACAUAUCCCCGCUACUCCCACUCGCCACAUUGACCGUAAUAGUAUUGCUCCCACUUACCAGCGUCCCCGCGGGAAUCGAAUAGUCGUAGACUUCUCCGAAUCCACGAU
This is a messenger RNA of Trematosphaeria pertusa, 1575 nucleotides long. RefSeq lists its product as uncharacterized. The coding region runs from base 498 to 1391 and encodes 297 amino acids. The transcript has a single exon. The record is from RefSeq and is a predicted model, not a curated record. NCBI's taxonomy places the organism in Eukaryota, Fungi, Ascomycota, Dothideomycetes, Pleosporales, Trematosphaeriaceae.